CAUACAUGUAAGGGCUUAUUUAAGAUGGAGGGUUAUGUGAGGUUUUAAUUGUGUGGAUAUUAAACCCAAAAGGCUUAUCCUCUCUCUCUCUCUCUCUCUCUCUCUCUUCACUUCCAACUCCCAACUUACAUAACGGUUAAUUAGAAACAUAGUAACUGAAAACAAGAUUGUUGAGGAGGGAAAUGGCGAGCUUGAAGCCGCCCUUCUCUCUGCAAACCACACAUGUCGCCAAAUUCCUCUUGCCAUUUCCCAAUUCAAGAUUCGACUCUCCCUUCACAGCUCGUGGCAGAGACUAUAGAGGCUUCAUUUUACAAUCUCUAGCAUUAGUUGAUCCUUGCUCAUCGAGCUAUAGGCGUUCCCACGUGAAAAGGCGUCAGUUCUUCGUUACAAAUGCUUCAGCUCAGCCCUUGACUGAGGAACUCGUGGAAGACAAACCAUUGGAUCUUUCCACGAGUGGUGACUCCAUCCGCAGAAGGUUUCUUGAAUUCUAUGCUGCAAGGGCUCACAAAGUUCUCCCGAGUGCUUCUCUAGUCCCGGAGGAUCCAACAGUUUUAUUGACAAUUGCUGGAAUGCUUCAGUUCAAGCCUAUAUUCCUCGGGAAGGUGCCUAGAGAAGUACCCCGAGCUGCAACUUCUCAGAGAUGCAUACGAACAAAUGAUAUUGAGAAUGUAGGUCGAACCUCCCGACACCAGACAUUCUUUGAAAUGCUUGGGAAUUUUAGUUUUGGAGAUUACUUCAAACAAGAGGCUAUAAAAUGGGCCUGGGAGCUAUCAACAGUGGAGUUUGGACUACCAGCUGACAAUUUAUGGAUCAGUGUGUAUGAAGAUGACGACGAAACUUUUGCAAUAUGGCACGAUAAGAUGGGCGUUCCAGCAAAUCGCAUAAAAAAACUUGGCGAAGAGGACAACUUCUGGACAAGUGGAGCAACUGGUCCAUGCGGACCGUGCUCUGAAAUUUAUUACGACUUCCAUCCCGAGAGGGGGCAUUCAGAUGUUGAUCUUAAUGAUGAUUCGAGGUUUAUUGAGUUCUACAACCUCGUUUUUAUGCAAUACAAUAGAAAGGAAGACGGAUCACUCGAGCCCUUAAAACAGAAGAACAUUGAUACUGGGCUCGGGUUAGAGCGUAUGGCUCGCAUUCUUCAACAGGUUCCAAACAACUAUGAAACCGAUUUAAUUUUUCCUAUUAUCAAGAAGGCCUCGGAUUUGGCAAAUGUGCCGUAUACACUUGCAGAUGAGUCUACAAAAACGAACCUUAAAAUAAUCGGAGACCACAUGCGUGCAAUAGUUUAUCUUAUAUCAGAUGGUGUUUUCCCGUCGAAUAUUGGAAGAGGCUAUGUGGUUCGUCGUCUGAUCAGAAGGGCAGUAAGAACCGGCAGGCUGUUAGGUAUAAAAGGAGACGGUAUGGGAAACCUUGAAGGUGCGUUUUUGCCAAUACUAGCUGAAGAAGUUAUCAGAUUAAGUGCCAACAUCGAUCCAGAUGUGGAGACGAGAACUCCCCGUAUCCUUGAGGAGUUGAAGAGGGAGGAGCUUCGCUUUGUUCAGACACUCGAGAGAGGAGAGAGGCUUCUAGAAGAAAUCCUAACUGAUGCACUGUCGACUGGACAGAGCAACGGGACCGAGCCUUGUAUAUCUGGCAAGGAUGCGUUUCUUCUCUACGAUACAUAUGGUUUUCCAGUUGAGAUAACGAGAGAAGUUGCUGAUGAACGCGGUGUUGGGAUAGAUAUGGAUGGUUUUGACGUGGAAAUGGAAAAUCAGAGACGUCAGUCGCAGGCUGCACACAACACGGUGAAACUCUCUGUUGAAGAUGGAGCGGAGCUGACAGAGAACAUUCCGGACACCGUGUUUCUUGGUUACGACACACUUUUCACUAGAUCAGUGGUUGAGGGUCUCUUAGUAAAUGGCAAGCCGGUAGGGGAGGUUUCUGAGGGAAACGAAGUCGAAGUGUUGCUAGAUAGGACCCCUUUCUAUGCAGAAUCGGGGGGGCAAAUCGGGGAUCAUGGGCUCCUAUAUGUUACCGAUGCUCAAGAGAAUAAGGAAGCCGUCGUGGAGAUACAAGACGUGCAGAAGUCGCUUGGUAACAUAUUCGUUCACAAAGGAACUGUCGUAAAAGGCCUGAUCAACGUGGGUGGAGAAGUUGGAGCUGAGGUAGAUGCAAACUUGAGGCAACGAGCAAAGGUCCACCACACGGCCACACAUCUGCUCCAAUCCGCACUCAAGAAAGUAGUAGGCGAGGAAACCUCUCAAGCCGGUUCUCUGGUAGCGUUUGAUCGCCUCAGGUUUGACUUCAAUUUCAAUAGACCUCUUCGCGAGAAUGAGCUUGCAGAAAUCGAACGGCUGAUCAAUCAAUGGAUUGGAGAGGCGACACUCCUUGAAACGAGAGUGAUGGCGUUGGUUGAUGCUAAGAAGGCUGGAGCUAUCGCGAUGUUUGGUGAAAAAUACGGAGAACAGGUACGUGUUGUGGAGGUUCCCGGUGUGUCCAUGGAGCUAUGUGGUGGCACACAUGUAACGAACACUUCAGAAAUACGCGGUUUCAAGAUAAUAUCCGAGCAAGGAAUCGCAUCUGGGAUCAGACGCAUUGAGGCCGUGGCAGGCGAUGCUUUCGUAGAGUAUGUCAUCACCAGAGAUAACUACUUGAAGCAGCUCUGCUCUACUCUCAAAGUAAAUGCUGAAGAUGUCACGGCUCGAGUGAACAAUCUUCUUAAGGAUCUACGCGAAGCAAGGAAUGAGGUCUCGUCUGCUCGUGCAAAAGCAGCGAUCUACAAAGCAUCGAGCAUCAUCAGCAGCGCGUUCACAGUAGGAUCUUCGUCUAAGAUAACAGUGUUGGUUUCGAGCAUGGAGGAUAUUGAUGCCGAUGCAUUGAAGAGCGCGGCCGAGUAUCUCGUAAACAAUCUGCAAGAUCCAACGGCGGUGAUUCUUGGAUCAUGCCCGGACGAAAAAAAGGUGAGUUUGGUUGCUGCAUUUUCUCCUGGAGUGGUUAAACUUGGGUUGCAAGCAGGGAAGUUUGUGGGGUCCAUAGCGAAGGUGUGCGGCGGGAAAGGAGGCGGCCGCCCUAACUUCGCUCAAGCGGGCGGGAGUGAGCCAGAAAAAUUGCCCGUGGCACUUGAGAAAGCACGGGAGGAGCUCGUCUCCGCGCUUUCUAAGGCAUGACAUGUUAGGUGGCACUUGAGAAAGCGCGGAAGGAGGUUGUUUCUGCGCUUUCUGAAGCAUGACAUGAGAUGACAUGUCAUGUUGAAUAUAUAUUCUUAAUGCUCAAGUUGCAAGUUAUAUGGUAGAAGAAAG
Molecule: messenger RNA, 3278 nt
Organism: Salvia miltiorrhiza (redroot sage)
Lineage: Eukaryota; Viridiplantae; Streptophyta; Magnoliopsida; Lamiales; Lamiaceae
Product: alanine--tRNA ligase, chloroplastic/mitochondrial
Exons: 13
Coding region: 183-3146 (987 amino acids)
Biological process (GO): tRNA modification; alanyl-tRNA aminoacylation
Cellular component (GO): chloroplast; cytosol; cytoplasm
Molecular function (GO): aminoacyl-tRNA deacylase activity; ATP binding; alanine-tRNA ligase activity
Source: RefSeq, a predicted model, not a curated record